GGCUAUAUAAUGGACGGCAGCCGUCAGGGCUCAUUCGCGUCGAGUGUGGGUUCGUGCCAGCGCAACCCUUGUUUCGUGUUUACCCCACAACCAUCCUCCUCCCCCUCCCACACCUUCAUCCGUCAUUAUUAUCAAUCGCCGUGGCUGUUGAUAAUAUCGCCACCGCAGUUUGCGUAUCGUUCAACGGGGGGGUGCAGCUUGUCGCAGCUGCCAUGCACGACGCGUCGGACGACGAGGAGGCCGAGAGCGCGGAGAACGCGGCGGAGGCGGGGGAGCUGUGCGGGCAGCUGAGCAAGUGGACCAACUACCUGCUGGGCUGGCAGGGCCGAUGGGUGGCGGUGCGCGGAGGGACGCUCACGUACUGCCGCUCGGCCGACGAGAGCGAGUUUGGAUGCCGCGGGGCCAUAUGUCUGGCCAAGGCCCUCAUCACGCCCCACGAGUUUGACGAGUGCCGCUUUGACAUCUCGGUCAACGACAGCGUGUGGUAUUUCCGUGCGGAAGACCCUCAGCACCGGCAAAUGUGGGUGGAGGCUCUGGAACAUCACAAGCUGCAGACAGAAUCGGGGUAUGGAUCCGAGUCCAGCCUACGGCGUCACGGCUCCAUGCUGUCACUCACUUCCGGGGCGAGUGGUUUCUCAACUACAUCCACCUCCUCCUUCAAGAAGGGGCUGGGGCUGCGGGAGAAACUUGCGGAAAUGGAGACCUUCCGGGACAUCCUCUGCCGGCAAGUGGACACGCUCCAGAAGUACUUUGACGUCUGCGCGGAUGCGGUGUCAAAGGACGAGCUGAGCCGAGACAGAGGUCUGGACGAGGACGAUGACGGCUUCCCAACGCCCCGGCCCUGCGAGGAUCACUUCUUCUCGAGCAACACCAAGGACAAACUCCUGCAGCUCUUCAUGCCCAAGGACAUAAGCUGGAUCGACUUCAAGGGAGAAGCAAUUACUUUCAAGGCCACGACAGCCGGGAUCCUGGCCACGCUGUCGCACUGCAUCGAUCUGAUGGCCAAGCGCGAGGAGAGCUGGCAGAAGCGGCUGGAACGGGAACAAGAAAAGAGGAAAAAGGUGGAGGAGGCCUACAAGAACGCCUUGGAGGAGCUCAAGAAGAAGUCGUACAUUGGGGGCCCAGACUACGAGGAAGGGCCCAACAGCCUUAUGAACGAAGAGGAGUUCUUCGAUGCCGUGGAGGCUGCACUCGACCGGCACGAGAAGAUGGAAGAGCAGCAGCUGGAGCGAAUGCGGGGAGUCUCGCUGUGUCCUGACCUGGUGCCCGACACGCUCAGCAUCCGCGUGCACCGCUUCUCCCAGCAGGUGGAGGAGUCCAUCAAGAACCACAUGCAAUACUCGCUGCAGGACGUCGGCGGCGAUGCCAACUGGCAACUCCUCGUGGAGGAGGGCGACAUGAAGGUUUACCGACGGGAGCUGGAGGAGAACGGGAUUGUGCUGGACCCGCUGAAGGCCACGCACGCCGUGCGGGGCGUUACGGGCCGCGAAAUCUGCCACUACUUCUGGAAAGUGGACCACCGCACUGAAUGGGAGAGCACGGUGGAGAUGGUGCGUCUGGUGGAAACUCUGUCGGAGAACGAAGUCAUCGUUUACCAGACGCACAAGACGGUGUGGCCGGCCUCUCAGCGCGACAUCCUGUACGUGUCGAGUUGGAAGAAGGUCCGAGCCACCAGUGAGAAUGACCCGGACACGUGGGUGGUGUGCAAUUUCUCAGUGGACCAUGCUGAUGUGCCGGUUACGAAUCGCUACGUGCGAGCCAAGAUAAACGUGGCACUCAUCUGCCAAACAUUGGUGAGCCCCCCGGACGGCAACCAGAACAUCCAGCGGGACAACUUGCUGUGCCGGAUCACGUAUGUGGCAAACGUGAAUCCUGGCGGGUGGGCGCCGGCCUCGGUUCUCCGCGCGGUCGCCAAGAGGGAGUACCCCAAGUUCCUCAAGCGCUUCACGCAGUACGUCAAGGAGCGUACGGCCAACAAGCCGAUCCUCUUCUGAAGCGGCGCUCGCCGGGCCCUCGACCGGCGCUUCUCCGUCGGGCACCCGCAGCGUCGCGUAGCCGCCGCCGCCGCCGACGACGCCACUCGCGGUGCCGUCUUCUCACUUCGGUGUGGUGUCCCCCGUGGCGCGCGGCCACGUGGUCCCCCAUACUUGCAUCUGCUCGGCCUAAACACAUGGCCUCAACCGAGCUGGUCACCCAGACAGGGAUCAUCCAGAACCUUUCGGGCAGUGCCAACAGAUGUGCGCACAGCAUUGCUAACUUGCACCGCUUUUUAAACAACGAAAAACUUUUAAGAGUCAUUUUGGAGAUAGAGCAACUGGGAAUAAGGUUCACGGUAUUUUUUUUUUAUAUAUACGAGUUGUUUACAUCCGAACAUGCGCUUGUUUUUCUGCAUUGGUUGUAAAAGGCGCCCAACCUUUCCGCGGCUGGGCUGUCGGCCCGAGUGAAGACCACUGCCUUAAUUUCAACGCGCGUAUCUGGCAUUCUUCGUAGCAUGUGCAGGGAGAGUGGGGGGGGCGAGGGGUGGCCUUUGUUUGUCACCGCGUCCCUUCCGUAUGACCUCUGCACGUGACCACCCUCGAUGUGAUUAUUCAUAGUUUCUUCCUGUUUCGUGGUGUUAAGUGUGAAUUUUGACAUUCUUCUGCGCUCCCUGCACCGAAUGAGGCGACAGUGCUGGCCCCUUGCUAUUAUUUCCAUAAGCUGCUGAGUUGAUAUGAAGGUUUAUCUGGGUAGUUUGCCUUUAUUAACAAUGACAACUACGUUCACGUGGAGAUACAGUACAGCAUUGUACUGCGCCAAGAAAGUGAUAUUUAAUCCUUUCGUAAGUGCAUCUUUUUUACGUUAAAAGCAGACAUGUGUUUUCAGCACAUGAACAAACGUAGCAAUCACUUUUGCAGAGCACAAGACAUACCUCUUAUGUCUGGUUGGACAACAAUAAUUAUGAACACUGUCCUUGUGGACUACAAGGGUCCAUGCCCUCACUGUUUAAAAAUUUGUGUUCAUUUCCACUUUUGCCACUUUGUGAAGAUCCGGCCCAAAUUCCACAACCUUCAUGUGGCCUCCAAUCAUCUUGUACAGACUCUUAAUGCUAUAGCCAAAUGUUCUCCAUCCGAUUGUUUGUGUCUUAUUUAUGUACUUGUUUUGUUGCAAAUAUCCCUGUCCAGUACAUGUGUAUAAACCGUGUGGCAUGUUUUUAUUCCUGAUAGUAAUUUAAGCUUUGAGCAUAAAGUUCAAAACGCUUAUUUCUGAUUUAAUGGUCCCAAUGUUGUGAUACUCUUUAUACAGAUCUGUAAACAUCAUCACAUCCACGGGCAGAUAGCCCGUAGAUGCCCACUGCAUAUUUCGUCAUUGUUUCCACUUUCCUCUGUCUUGUGCCAAUAUGCUCAAGUAGUGCCACAUCUUUCUGGCACCAAUCUCCUAUGUUGCUGUCAAGCCAUUCUCUGUUAGGUCUUUCUCUCUUUCAGAUUCCUUCCAUUUUCCCCCCUAACACACUUUUCAUUUUCCCUGUUGCUGUCAAUCCUACAUACGUGUCCAUCUCAUCCGUAAACAAUUCGUAGCAAAAUGGUCCCAAUUUUUGUGUUGGACUCUUUAUAUGAAUCCGCAAACAGAGCUGUAGCUCGGGAGGGUGGGGUGGUGGUGGUGGUGGGGAGCUGGUUUGCUCCAACACCGCGAGUGCUGUCUUUGCUGCAGCCCGGAGUGGUUUCGUGCUCCAAUGAAGACCCGACGAUCUGUUUCCCCGAGGCGUUCCGUGCGCAAGGCGCGCGAGACUGGGGGUUGUGACGACCUGGCGCACAUUUGGGCGCCGAGUGAGCGCUCGUGCUCGGAAAGUAAUCGGUUGCCGUCAAAGCGCUGCUGCCACGGGAGUGGAAACAUCGCCCAUUUACGGCAGCACCCUCCGCCAUCCGUUACACAACCGGGAGGAGGUGGUUCGGAAAUCUGAGUGCCGAGCUGGCAUCGCCGAGAUGCUGGGUUUGAAUGUGCGUUUCAGCCACCUGUGAUUUCACUUGCUGCAUCCCCAAGGCUGGUGAGUGAAGGGUCCGCGCCAAUGAUGAAUUUUUCAAAGUUCCCACUCUGCGAAUUAAACAGUUUGUCACGUGACAAAGGUCACACUGCAGCAGUGGGGUGAAUCGAGAGUGCUGCCCCCCGAGUGUGGAUGAGGUCACUUGAAUGGAUCUCAAAAGUAGAUCUGAUAUCUGCUUCUCGGGACUAUUCCCUAAGCUGGAGAGUUGCACAGCUCUGCGAUGGGUUCUGAAUGAAAUAUUUAAUCUCGUGAAAUUGUGGAAAACUACAACAACAAAACAUUUUGGCCACGAUAUGUUUUUAACGGAUUUCCGUGACCCCUGCAGGCACCCAGAUGUGCUACAUUCACCACAGCGUUAAACAGUAAUAUAUUCUUGAAUCGUGGUCCCAAAUCGUGACAUUGUGAAAUAACUAGCGGGGUGAAUUGGUGCAUGCCUCAUUGAAAGUUAUUGGGCUCGGAGAGCCAACAAGCCGGAUGACGCGAGACCUACCACAGUGGAAUCGAGACACGAAAAUGCAACAUUGAGGCACAGGGGUGUCUGGGACUGAUGCAAGUCGAAGCUCUGCAGAGCGCUUCUCGUUGCGAUUGACAAAUCACAGGCACCCGAAACGCCAAUUUGCAAACCCUCCCGUUGUGGCCGAGCAGCGCAGUGCCGCCCUGUUUGAGCCCCUGGCGUGAAGUCGCAGUGACUGCACGGAAGCCGUCGGCUUCACAAGUCCGGUGUCCUCGGGUCUGAAGGAACGGGUCAGAAUUUGCUGAUCCCAAAGAGUUUACUGCAGCGUGGGAUUUUAGCUUUGGAAAUGCAGGGCAAAUGCAAUGAUGGAGAUUGAUUGAAAGUCUGUCGAUUGUAGUUUGUGUGUGUGUGUAUAGUUGUGAUUGUAAAUGAUGACGAAUUAACAUCUGGUGGGUUAACUGGAUAAUCGUACUUUGUGUGCGCGCGUGUGACUAAAUGACACAUCAAUGUAUGGCGAUUCGUUGGUUAAACACGCCAGAUGAUUUCAAUGAUUAAUUAUCAAAAUGCCCAUGCUUACAUUUCUUUUCACAUGUACGUUUUGAGUCGAUGGCAAGUUGCAUAGAAUUUUCGGAUCAUAAUGCAGGCCUGAUUUGUUAAUUGUGCCGCAUGUUAAUUAUUGUGACAACUUAGGACAUGUUUUAUUUAAUUAAAAAAGUGUUAUUCUCCCUUUGCACAGGCCUGCGAUGUACCGUAUGCCAAGUGAAAGUUACUGUUGGAAGGUCUUAAAUUACCACGUACUUACGAACUUUCAACUGAACUCAAUCGGAAUGGUCAGUGCUGUUUAAUUUAGCUAGUGUGUUUUAAUUUUCCUCUUUUAGUAAAGAAAAAUGGUGUUUGUUUUAUAAUGUGACUUGUUAUAAUCAUUACUGGGUUUCCAAUUUGCAUUGUUGGUCAAGUACGAUAAUUUAUUUAUACGAGUAAAAGUUGAAAUGAACUUUAAUUGAUGAACAGUAAUUCUACCCCCUAAAAAUUAUUAUCUAAUUAAAACCAAGGCAAUUCCACCACCUUUAUCAUUUGAUACAUAUUUUGAGAAUGUGGCGAAUGACAAGAACAAACGUCUUUUCCUAAUAAACGGAAUUGUUUUCCCCUACCUGCAAUUGGAAGCCCUGUGUGUGCGCGCGUGUGUGAAAUGUGAGCCGGUGUAUUUGUGUGUAUAUCAAUUCACGAAGAGAAUGUUGUGCUUUGUAUUGAUGCCUUCGUGUUGGCAUUGGUCGAAAUUGAUCCGGUGGUCAGAGAACGCCGAAACGUUUUUUUUUAAGUACUGAAGGUCAUCAAUUAUUGUUUGAUGUUAUUUUUCCUCCCAUGUACAGCGGGCCAUCGUUUCCAUGUUCCUGUUGAGGUGGAUUUACGUGAAAAUGUUGUAUUGAAAUAAAUAUAUUCAAACGCCAUGUA
This is a messenger RNA of Petromyzon marinus (sea lamprey), 5924 nucleotides long. Its product is annotated as ceramide transfer protein. Lineage: Eukaryota; Metazoa; Chordata; Hyperoartia; Petromyzontiformes; Petromyzontidae. Gene Ontology annotation, biological process: ER to Golgi ceramide transport. The record is from RefSeq and is a predicted model, not a curated record. Gene Ontology annotation, molecular function: lipid binding.